AUGUCGCCUCUGUCGCAGCCUACAGUAAGGAGACCCCGCACCGAUGCAGUCAACCUCACCGCCAACUCCCCCGCACAGGUCGAACAAACCCAGGUGGUCAUUGAACCAGCGCUGCGCGAAUACCUCGCGUCUGAACGCGAAGCAGCGCUGGCCAAUGGGAACGGCCCAUCUGGCGGACCUGUGCCAGGCAGGAUCAUCGCUUGCGGUUAA
This is a messenger RNA of Acanthoscelides obtectus, 210 nucleotides long. Lineage: Eukaryota; Metazoa; Arthropoda; Insecta; Coleoptera; Chrysomelidae. The record is from the annotation of a GenBank genome assembly.